Molecule: messenger RNA, 786 nt
Organism: Gastrolobium bilobum
Lineage: Eukaryota; Viridiplantae; Streptophyta; Magnoliopsida; Fabales; Fabaceae
Exons: 1
Coding region: 1-786 (261 amino acids)
Source: RefSeq, a predicted model, not a curated record
AUGACGGCUAAUGUUAUCCCUGUUCUAACAAAAGCAUGGAAUGUAUUGGGAAUUCGGAUUUUGGUGUCCGUAAGUCUCUUAUUGCAAAUAGUCCUUCUAUCUCGUGGCAACAGAAGGAGGUAUAUAACUAGUAGACUGACACAGUUUUUUAUCUGGUUCAACUAUCUGUCAGCAGAUAGUGUUGCAAAUUUUGCACUGGGCAUUCUUUUCUCGGACAACAAAAAUCCAUCACUACACCCCAACUUCAUAUUUAUGGCGAACUGGGCACCCUUCCUUCUUUUGAAUCUUGGUGGCCCUGAUACAAUCACCUCCUACUCUCUUGAGGAUAAUGAAUUAUGGCUACGACAUUUGCUUGUGUCAAUCUAUCACCUAGUAGCAAUAGUUUUCGUGGUUUUCAAGUCAUGGAAUGGCAGCCACCUUAACUACGUUGCCAUUCCAGUUCUCGUUGCAGGAAUAAUCAAAUAUGGUGAGAGGACUUGGUCAUUGAGGUUGGCAAGCCGCAAAAAAUUCAGAGAAUCCAGUCUCCCAGACCUAGGAUCUGAUUAUGUUGAAUUCUUGAAUAACUACAGUAUAAGACAAGCUGAAGGGAAUAUUAUUUUCGUAGGGGAAGUGAUUGAAACUACUCCCACAGUAUUGGAUCAUUCUCAAAGGGCAAUAGCCAAUAGUUGUAUCCCAGAAGCUUCUUUUCUACACGACGGAUUCCAUUUUUUUAAGAUUUUCAAGUGUCUAUUUGUUGAUCUCAUACUUAGUUUUGAAGAUCACAAAAACAACCAAGUUUUCUUUUAG